AUAAGCCCGGUUCAUGCGAAGCUGUCUUCCCAGGAGAACAUUCUUUUCCAUUUUUGUUCCACUUGCCGGACACUUGCCCGUGCUCAUUCACUGGUACGCGGGGCAGCGUAGAAUACCGACUGAAAGUGACCUUGCAUCUAUCGAAUGGGGAUAGAUAUCGAUCCAUCAAGGGAUUCUUGGUAAUUCGUGAUGUUGUAAUUGGAGAACAACCGGAUAUACCAAGCACACUGUCUUGUCCACCAAUUAGCCGCUGGUUCGUCAGUGGAUUUGACAUGCUCAGCCAGAGUGGAGCCAUUGAUGAGUUCACUACACUGAUGCGGCAAAGGUUAAGAAGCAACCGGUUUGACGAAUUUGGGAGCCAAGUUAUUGACGGCGACCAACAAUUUCGACUGGAGUCUUUCGAGCCAAUGCCAACGUGGGAAGCUGCUGAAACUCAGCAACCGAACGCAUCCUUGCUGCAAGUGGAUGGUAAUUUUGGACAACUGCGGAUCAAUCGAAACCGUGAUUCAUUUUCCAAGGGACAGUCGUUGAAAGAUAGGAUAAGACGUGCGUUGUCUGGCAACAAGUACGCUGGAUUGCAAAUGAGCCGUGCAACCCCACCUCUGCACUUCAGUCAAUGCUAUAAUAUGUCGAGCCUAGUCCCAACUUCGUGGAUUUCUCGUCCUCAUACAUCAGAAGUCACGUCCUAUCCAAGAGUUGCCAUGGGAUCACAGAUCGGCUAUGCAGUGUCCUGUCGGCUUACCGUCAGCCGACGGAAUAUGGUCCCUGGUGAACGCAUUACGGCACGUCUAACGUUAUUUGUGGAGGAUCCUUUCGCUCUUGUUCCUCUCCCAAAACUUACGGAAGGCCAGUGCAAUCAUGGAAGCUGUGCGCCCCUUUGUUGUGCUACCUCCAAGCAGACCAAGCAUGUUUGGAGCCCUCUGGCAAAAGCAUUUGUCUCCUAUUUUUUAGGAGAGAGUUACGAACGACAACUUUCAGACCCAUAUGAAUCAUCAGCAAUAUGGUGGAAUGGUGUUGUGAAGCAACCGCAUCGAAUAAUGAUUGUAUUACGUCAGAUGACAACCUAUAAAGACUGGACAAAUCACGUGAUAGCAGAAGAAGAACGAGACAUAUAUAUGGGAGAAAUGGAACGCGGCCAGCUCACAGACAAGCAUUUAUUGCGUGUCAGUUUAGAGCACGUAUUCAACGUCCCUGCCGUCACACCCUCUAACCUGGAUGGAACGCAUUGCAUCACGGUUUCGUACACAUUGGGGGUGAUUCACUUCAAACUCAAAAGGUACGAACAUCUGUGGCUUCCAAACGGAUGGAGAAUGCACUUGAAACGGAGUUCAAAGGAUGCCGAUUCGCGCGAUAUUGAACGCGUGUACAUACCUUAUUCCAGUGAGGUGGAACCUAAAAAUGUCAGAUGGGCUAAGCGAUUUGUCCGACAAAUGCAGAGAAGAAGGCCUUCUAGCCCAGCGACUUGGAAGCGCAUCUAUUCUGAUUUACAUCUGCCUAUCCCAAUAAAGAUUGGAACUUCAAAGUAUGGUCAUACUCCUGAUGGAGAUCAGGAUAGCCUGAUGAUCGCAAAUGACGCGCUAUAUCCGUGCUACUACAUGCAAUGGCCAUAUAGCUGUGAAUACGGGAGCCUUCCACCAGCCUACGCUUUUGUUAGUCAUGAUCGGGAAAGGUCUCGGAAUUCGCUUCAGGCCAACACUGAAUUACAACAUUCCGUUUCAUUCGCUGACAUAAAUGCUGCAUCUGGGAGAACAAUAGCUGAGCGCCGACGGAGAUCACAUUCAUCCGGCGGACGUCUCUCUUUUGUUCCCGGUGGCCUAGGACCGGGGAGAAUCCGCCAAUCGAGCGAAAUUCGCCGGAACGUUGAAAACCCUGUUCACAGGAAGCGGCGAGCUUCGGAGCAGUUGGUGCAUUCACAGCAUGGCACGCCUGAAGCAGACGCACGCAGCACCUGGCAACAAGAAGUUCAGAUCU
Molecule: messenger RNA, 1971 nt
Organism: Opisthorchis viverrini
Lineage: Eukaryota; Metazoa; Platyhelminthes; Trematoda; Opisthorchiida; Opisthorchiidae
Exons: 4
Biological process (GO): protein transport
Cellular component (GO): cytoplasm
Source: RefSeq, a predicted model, not a curated record